UUGAUUUAUUUUCGAUUCUUAUUCUUAUUUUUGUUUUCGGGUAUAGAGUAAAAUUCAUCAGCGAAAACAAUGAACGAAUUGGAAAAACUUCAAUAUCUGUCUCUUGUAUCGAAAGUUUGUACCGAGCUGGAAAAUCAUUUGGGUUUCAAUGAUAAAGAUAUGGCCGAAUUCAUUAUCGAUUUAGCCGAAGAGAAUUCUACUUUCGAUUCAUUCAAAUCUGCAUUGAUUGCCAAUCAAGCUCAAUUCACUGAUUCAUUCAUUGCCAAUCUUUUACGUAUCAUUCAACAUAUGCGACCAAAGAAAAAAUCAAAAGGCUUUAAUGAUAAUGAUGAUCAAAAUGAUGAUGUUGAUGACGAUGGAAAUGAUGGUCGAAAAAAAGAUGACAAACAAAUGAAACGUGCUCUUUAUCCAUGUUUGGCUUUGCCCGAUCAAGAACUUGAUCAAAAAUACGGAGAUGAAGUGGAAAAAGAAAAUCAUCAAGACAUGGACGACACGAUGAAAUUGUUGGAACAGUUGUCCGAAAAAAAUAAGCAAAACGAUGAUGAUGACAAUGAUAAACGGCAAAAAGAAAAAGACCGGGAUGAUAGUGAUAGAAAAAGAAGUUCUCGAAGAUCCGAUUCCAGAAAACGAGAUGAUCGAGACAGAGAUCGGCGAAGUCGAAGCCGAGAACGCCGGCAUCAACGUGAUUAUCGUCAUGAAUCAGAUGAUUAUGAAUCUGAAAAACAUCGAUCUCGAAACAAGCAUUCAGAAUCAAAAAGAAGAUCCGAUUACGAUCAUCAUCACCGUGAUGAUGAAGAUUCACGAUCGUCUAGUAGUAAACGAGCGAAAUAUGAAGAUCUGCCUGAGAUUCCAGCCUUAGGAAUGAUAUUAAACGGUCGUGUUACGAACAUUAUGCAGUUCGGCUGUUUUGUUCAGCUCGAAGGUCUUCGUAAACGACGAGAAGGCCUAGUUCACAUAUCACAAUUGCGACGUGAAGGUCGUGUUAAUGAUGUUAAUGAAGUUGUGAGUCGAGGACAACGUGUCAAAGUAAAAGUAUUGUCGUUCACUGGUCAACGAACUAGUCUUUCAAUGAAAGAAGUAGAUCAAGAAACGGGUAAAGAUCUAAAUCCAAACACUCAACAUACAUCUCGUGGUAAAGCUAACGAUGAUGAUGAUGAUUUGUCUGAAUUCAAAAAUCCGGAUAGACCUUCGAAUUUGCCACCAUUACCUGGCAGCAGUAUCAAAUCUACGACUGGAGAGGAUUCUGUUGAUGACUCGGAAACUCGUCGUCGUAUUAUACAACGAAUUAGUUCACCAGAAAAAUGGGAAUUGAAGCAAAUGGCCGCAGCAAAUGUCCUCGAUCGUUCUCAGCUGCCGGAUUUUGAUGAAAAAUUGGGCGUCCUGCCUAGAAUCGAUGAAGACGAUGAUGAAGAUAUUGAAAUCGAAUUAGUGGAAGAAGAGCCUGCAUUUCUUCGUGGACAUGGUCGAUCGCAUUUGACUGAUUUGAGUCCCGUAAGAAUAGUAAAAAAUCCCGACGGAUCACUAGCUCAAGCCGCAAUGAUGCAAUCUGCAUUAUCGAAAGAACGGCGUGAGUUAAAACAGCAACAACAACAGUCCGAAGUAAAUAAAAAUCGACCCGAAGAUUCGAAAGAUUGGUUCGAUCCAAUGCCGCAAAACGCUGCAAAGGAAACAAUUGGAGCUGGCUGGGGUAGUAGUGGUGGCGGUGGUACUGGUAACAGUGGAAUGCCAAACGAAAUGCCGGAAUGGAAACGAUAUAUAACAGGUGGUGCUAAAGCUUCGUAUGGCAAACGUACCGAAUUAAGCUUGAUGGAACAGCGGCAAAGUUUGCCAAUUUAUCAGUUCAAAGAUGAACUAAGCAAAGCGGUGGCUGAUAAUCAGAUAUUGAUCGUCAUCGGUGAGACUGGAUCUGGAAAGACCACUCAAAUAACACAGUAUUUGGCGGAAGCUGGUUACGUAACUCGUGGUAAAAUUGGCUGCACCCAACCACGUCGUGUUGCUGCAAUGUCGGUGGCUAAGCGUGUGGCCGAUGAAUUUGGUUGUCGAUUGGGAACGGAAGUUGGCUAUACGAUUCGUUUUGAAGACUGUACAAGUCCCGAAACAGUUAUCAAAUACAUGACCGACGGUAUGUUACUUCGUGAAUGUCUUCUCGAUGCCGAUCUACGUGGUUAUUCUGUGCUCAUGUUGGAUGAAGCUCAUGAACGUACUAUCCAUACAGACGUUUUGUUUGGCCUGUUGAAAAAAGCGGUAAAGAAACGACCCGAUCUCAAACUGAUUGUUACAUCGGCCACAUUAGAUGCGGUCAAAUUUUCUCAAUACUUUUUCGAGGCUCCUAUAUUCACUAUUCCUGGCCGAACAUUUCCGGUGGAAAUAUUGUACACGAAAGAACCGGAAACUGAUUAUAUGGAUGCUUCCCUAUUGACUGUGAUGCAAAUUCAUUUGACUGAACCACCGGGUGAUAUUCUUCUCUUUCUCACUGGUCAAGAGGAGAUUGACACUGCUUGUGAAGUGCUUUAUGAACGUAUGAAAUGUCUUGGUCCAGAUGUGCCUGAGUUGCUCAUCCUGCCGGUUUAUUCGGCACUUCCUUCCGAAAUGCAAACCAGAAUAUUUGAACCUACACCUCCUGGAUCACGAAAAGUGGUGAUUGCAACAAAUAUUGCCGAAACUUCACUGACAAUCGAUGGCAUCUACUAUGUGGUCGACCCGGGUUUUGUCAAACAAAACGUUUACAAUCCGAAAACCGGUAUGGAUUCAUUGGUGGUAACGCCUAUUUCACAAGCACAAGCCAAACAACGAGCUGGUCGCGCUGGACGAACUGGUCCAGGUAAAUGCUUCCGGUUAUACACCGAAAGAGCGUAUCGUGAUGAAAUGCUUACCACUCCAGUUCCUGAAAUUCAACGAACGAAUCUAUCGGAAACAGUUUUGCAGCUAAAAGCUAUGGGUAUCAACGAUUUAAUCAAUUUUGAUUUCAUGGAUGCUCCACCAGCCGAAGCUUUAUUGAUGGCAUUAGAACAACUGCAUUCGUUAGGUGCAUUAGACGAUGAAGGACUGCUCACACGGUUAGGUCGACGUAUGGCUGAAUUUCCGCUAGAACCUCGUCUCUGUAAAGUGCUGCUGCAAUCGGUUCAAUUGGGAUGUUCAGAAGAAGCAUUGACCGUCGUUUCCAUGUUGUCCGUGCAGAAUGUUUUCUAUCGGCCUAAGGACAAACAAGCGUUGGCCGAUUCAAAAAAGGCCAAAUUUAAUCAACCGGAAGGCGACCAUCUAACAUUGUUGGCCGUAUAUAAUGCUUGGAAAAAUAACAAACUGUCUACUGCUUGGUGUUAUGAGAAUUUUGUUCAGGUUCGUACAUUGAAACGAACACAGGAUGUACGUAAACAAUUGCUGGGUAUCAUGGAUCGCCAUCGAUUAGAUGUCAUAUCGUGUGGCCAGAAUACAGCCAAAUUGCAAAAGGCCAUUUGUUCCGGUUUCUUUCGAAAUGCAUCGAAAAAAGAUCCUCAGGAAGGCUAUCGAACAUUGGUCGAUGGCCAAGUAGUCUAUAUUCAUCCAUCAUCAGCACUGUUUCAUCAACAACCAGAAUGGGUCAUUUACCAUGAGAUCGUGUUGACCACCAAAGAAUAUAUGCGUGAAGUGACUACCAUCGAUCCAAGGUGGUUGGUGGAUUUUGCACCGACAUUCUUUCGAUUCUCUGAUCCAGCUAAGCUCUCCAAACACAAAAAACAACUUCGACUCGAACCAUUGUAUAACAAAUAUGAAGAACCAAAUGCAUGGCGUAUUUCUCGUGUUCGCAAACGUCGAAAUUAAUUCAUUCAUUAAUUGUAUUCCAUCAUUUUUGUAAUUAUUAUCAUUGUUUUGAAAUUUAAAUUGAAUUUAAAUCUAAAAAUAAAAAGCAC
Dermatophagoides farinae (American house dust mite) is the source of this 3887-nucleotide messenger RNA. It is a transcript of the gene pea, whose product is annotated as ATP-dependent RNA helicase pea. Gene Ontology annotation, cellular component: intracellular anatomical structure; catalytic step 2 spliceosome. NCBI's taxonomy places the organism in Eukaryota, Metazoa, Arthropoda, Arachnida, Sarcoptiformes, Pyroglyphidae. Gene Ontology annotation, molecular function: RNA helicase activity; RNA binding; ATP binding. Gene Ontology annotation, biological process: spliceosomal complex disassembly; mRNA splicing, via spliceosome. The record is from RefSeq and is a predicted model, not a curated record.